Messenger RNA from Dictyostelium purpureum, 495 nucleotides. RefSeq lists its product as uncharacterized. NCBI's taxonomy places the organism in Eukaryota, Evosea, Eumycetozoa, Dictyosteliales, Dictyosteliaceae. The transcript has a single exon. The record is from RefSeq and is a predicted model, not a curated record. Bases 1 to 495 code for a protein of 164 amino acids.
AUGAUAGUUGUAAGCUUUGCAUCAUCAACUGAAAAGAAUGAAAAAGAAAAACAAACCAAAGAACCAAAACUAAACUGUACCCAUAUCAACUGUCCAAUGACCCCAAUUAGUUGUCCAAGUGGCGAGCAUUUUUCUACUGUUGAAUGCUGUAAACGUUGUGUAAAUUGCUCCUCUAUUAAAUGUCCACAUGAAGAACUCAAAUGUAAGGAAGGUUUCCACCCAAUAAAAGAUCCAAAGAACUGUUGUGAAGAAUGUGUUAAAUGUAAUACUGUUGCAUGUCCUCACCAAGUUCUCAAAUGUAAAGAAGGUUUCCACCCAGGCACAAAACAAAAUGAAUGUUGUAUCGAAUGUGUAAAAUGCAAUUCAGAACACUGUCCAAAACUUAAUUGUGUUAAAGGGGAAGAGUUAUAUUUACCAGAAAAUGAAUGCUGCCACAAAUGCAAACCAUCCCCAAAAGUCACCCCCACUGCCUCUCCUAAAGCCACUGCUCAUUAA